AAACAAUCCUCCAUAACACAAAACACUAGAAUGGAAGAAACCAAAUCCAUGAAACAGAAAUCCCCAGAAAAUAGUACUAUCACUACUUCAUUAUGGGGAAACUCAUAACCACUUCCAAACCUCUCAUUCUCCAAUCAAAACUCCUCUGUUUUUCUCUGCUCUACCUCUUCACCACACUCUUUCUUGCUCUCUACACCACUCUCUCACAAUCCAAAUGCCUCUUCAGAUCAUCCCCUUUAGAUCCCCUCCAGAAAUCACUUUUCUCUUACCCUUCUUCCUAUGGAGAACACAAAUAUGCUGUCUCUACCACCCGUUCUACAUGUUCUUCCCCUGUUUUCUUUUCAGAUUACUGGGAUGUUGUGAAGGAGAUCAGCAAUUUCAACAAGAAUUCUCUAUCUUCUUCAGGGGUUCUGAGAUAUAUGCAGGGGAAUGCUAAUACAUUUGGUGGGAAUCUCAGCACCCUUGCGAGGUUUUCUUAUUUUGAUCAUCAAAAUGAUACCACAGAAGUCCCCUGCGGAUUUCUGAAGAAGUUUCCAAUCAGUGGUUCUGAUCGAAUUGCCAUGGAAAAGUGUGGCAAUGUGGUUGUUGUUUCAGCAAUCUUCAACGACCAUGAUAAAAUCCGACAACCGAGGGGGCUUGGAUCCAAAACACCAGAGGAUUCAUGUUUCUUCAUGUUUGUAGAUGAUGUUACCCUAAAAGGUCUUGAACAUCAUGGAUUGAUUUCAAUGAAAUCUAGGGAAUACAAGGUUGGUGUGUGGAGGAUUGUGAAGGUUGUGAAAGAGGAUUUGUAUGAGAAUCCAGCAAUGAAUGGUAUCAUACCAAAAUAUUUGGUUCACAGGCUAUUUCCAAAUUCCCAAUUCAGCAUUUGGAUAGAUGCGAAAUUGCAAUUGAUCGUUGAUCCAUUGUUGUUGAUUCAUUCACUUGUUAUAUCUGAGGAUGUGGACAUGGCUAUAUCAAAACACCCUUUUUAUGUUCACACCAUGGAAGAAGCAAUGGCAACUGCAAGGUGGAAGAAAUGGUGGGAUGUCAAUGCCUUGAAGGUGCAAAUGGAGACAUACUGUGAGAAUGGACUACAGCCAUGGAGUCCCGACAAGCAGCCCUACGCAUCAGAUGUACCGGACAGUGCUUUGAUCUUGAGGAGGCAUGGAUUGGGAAGUAACCUCUUCUCCUGUCUCAUGUUCAAUGAGAUGGAGGCAUUUAACCCAAGAGACCAAUUGCCCUUUGCAUUUGUUAGAGAUCAUAUGAAGCCAAAACUGAAGCUGAACAUGUUUGAGGUGGAAGUUUUUGAACAAGUGACAGUGGAGUACAGACACAAUCUCAAGAGCAGUGUCAAGAAAGUGAGUAGUUCAGGAAGAAGGACCAAAAGGGCUGUCCCAGAUUUGUUGUUUGUGAAUAACAGGUGCCAGAAGUAUCUAUCCACAGUGUGGGGAGAGUCCAAUGAUUGAUAAUGAUACCCCACAAGCACAGAAAACAAGCCAAAAAAUAAAAUAAAAUUGAAGAUGAAAAGAAAAGAACCUAAUGAGUAUUUAACAGUUUGGAGGUGAUUAUCAAUGAAAACAAAAGAGACACACACACAAACAAAAGAAAAACAAUUCUUUUAUUUAUACAGAAAAGCUGACAACCUGUUACAGUUUA
Molecule: messenger RNA, 1635 nt
Organism: Lotus japonicus
Lineage: Eukaryota; Viridiplantae; Streptophyta; Magnoliopsida; Fabales; Fabaceae
Product: alkaline ceramidase TOD1-like
Exons: 4
Coding region: 93-1445 (450 amino acids)
Source: RefSeq, a predicted model, not a curated record